Aphidius gifuensis is the source of this 1074-nucleotide messenger RNA. Its product is annotated as heterogeneous nuclear ribonucleoprotein A3 homolog 1-like. The record is from RefSeq and is a predicted model, not a curated record. Bases 1 to 1074 code for a protein of 357 amino acids. Lineage: Eukaryota; Metazoa; Arthropoda; Insecta; Hymenoptera; Braconidae. The transcript has 7 exons.
AUGGAUAAUUAUAUGGAGCUAUCAACUUAUUUACAGCCUGAUGUUGUUGAGUUAAAAAAACCAACACCACUGAGACCAACACCAGGAAUACCUUUUCCAAUAAUGCCAAUGACACCACCACCACCAGCACCAAUAUCAGAUUUGGAAUCUGAAUUACUUGAUCAACUAAUAACAAAACAAAUUAAUGACAAUCUUGCACUUUCAUAUAUUAGAAAGCCAUAUAAAAUAUCAAUGGAAAAUAGAAAAAUUCAAGAUUAUCAAUUGUUACCAAGUGCAGAAUCAAUUGCACCAGGUCUUCAUUCAGGAAUGUUGUUUGAUCAUCAUUUAAAUAAUUACUCAGGAGUACCUUCAAUGUCAUAUUUAUCACCAAAUAAUAAUUACGAUUAUAAAAAACUAAAUAUUCAACAACAUAAUUCAAUUGUUCAGUCACGUUUUCAUCCAUAUGUUUACACACAUGAUAAUAUCAAUUCAGCAUUUAUUGAUCCACGCUAUGAAACUAUCAGUCCAGAUCAAUCAAGUUCUCAUGGUCGCUCUGGAUCUGGUCGUGAUGAUGGUGGUCGUGUAGCCUAUAGUGGUGGAAAGUUAAGCAGUCUUACCGGUGUUGCUGUAGUUGCUGGUGGUGGAUAUUUGAUGGGUAGACACUCUGGUGGUAUGAACUAUGGUGGUGGAGAUUGUGGAGGAGGUGGAGACUAUGGUAGUGGAGAUUGCGGUGGAGGUGGAGAUUGUGGUGGAGGUGGAGAUGGCUUUAUUGCACUUAGUGUAUUGUGUGCUUGCAUGGAUACAGAAACAUCAACCAUCAAUCUUGAUAGUUAUGGUUAUUGUAUUAUCUGCUGUUGCGAAUCAUUGGCAGAAUGCUGCGUUAAUAGCAGAGAUUGCAGUGGUUGCGGAGAUAGCGGUUCUGGUCGCUCUGGAUCUGGUGGUGGACAGUUAAGCAGUGUUGCUGGUACUGCUGUAGUCUUUAGUGGUGGAAACUAUGGUGGUGGAUAUUAUGGAGGAGGUGGAGACUUUGGUGUUGGAGAUUGCGGUGGAGGUGGAGAUUGUGGUGGAGGUGGAGAUUGUGGUGGAGGUUUCUAA